Messenger RNA from Fulvia fulva, 816 nucleotides. RefSeq lists its product as uncharacterized. Bases 1 to 816 code for a protein of 271 amino acids. The transcript has 2 exons. Lineage: Eukaryota; Fungi; Ascomycota; Dothideomycetes; Mycosphaerellales; Mycosphaerellaceae. The record is from RefSeq and is a predicted model, not a curated record.
AUGGGUCAGACCCUAAGCAAGAUGCCAGGCGACUGGCCAGUUCCGGAGCCAGGAACCACCUUGUCUACUACCGCCGUCAUCGACCUCAACGAAGCCAGUACUGCUGUCAAGACUACGGAGCAGCAGCAAGUCCCGCCAGUCGACACUACCCUACAGCCCCAGCCAAAUGUACGCCCCGGCCAGAACGAGACACCCCAUUCUCCUGCGGCAAAACUUGUGAAGCCACAGACCAAGGCUGAGGACAAGGAGAAGAUCACGACCCAGACGAGCAACGGACGUGGUACAUCAUCCAGCUCUAAGGAAGUUUCCACCCUCGUGGCCGUGCAGACGAUUCCGGACAAGGCCGACUGUGGCAGCCGCUCCAAGAUGCCAGUCAAGAAGUCGACACAGAUGCGCGAGGUCCACGAUGAGCUCUCCAAGAAGGUCCCGAAGACUGCGCUUGAUGAGGAGAGCGUCAAGACUGGAGAGCUAACAGGGGAAGAGUACAAGCCACGUGCUCGUGACCACAAGAACAAGGACAAUCAAGCCAGUGCUCCAAAGCUCGAUGACCGGAAACACAAGACCAACGACGAUCCCGAUGACCCAGCCGCCAAGAAGCACGAGCCGUCUGCGACCCCGGUGGGUGACGAGGAGAACUCCUUCACUCUGAUCUACGAGUACAAGCCUGUGAUGCUCGUCAAGAGCUCAACCACCGUACGCGAAGUUGCCACCAAAGUUCCGUACUUAGAACAGAGCGCACGAGUAUACUGCAGCAACCAAACCCACCUACACUCCAGAACCGACGAGGAGUCCGGGAUGCCUCCGAUUUUUUUUUGA